AUGUCUUCCGAUGAUGUUCCACCAUUCUCACAGCACAAGCCCUCGUCAACCUCCUCAACCAGCUUCGCAGAUGUUUUCAAAACUCUAGGUGUUGGUCGACCUAAAUCGCAUUCCCCGGUCUCUUUACAAGAAAGCAGCAGCGAGUCGCUGUAUCACACAGACAGUCGCGUAAUACAUCGGUUCAUCUACGGACUCGAAUCAAUGCAUCGUGGUAGCGUCGUGUCGAGUUCCUCGGACACCCCCAGUGGCCCGGACUUCGAAACGUCACUUCACAAUUUAUCGCAGAGGCAGAACUUGACGCAGGCGAUUGAGGAAGCGGACCUGUUAUCAAGGGCUCUUCCAUGGUUCAGCUCAGAACAGUCAGUGCUGCUUUGGGAGGCGGCGGAGUACCUUUUGCAUCAUGAAAGCUCUUUGGACGCGCAGAAAAGUGGCUCCAGACUAUUAGAAGCAAUUGCAGCCCGCCAAGAUCUAUCUCCAUCGGCUAGGCGCCUGGUUUUCGAAUCAAUCGCCUCCCCAUCCGAGCCCGACGUGAUUGCUGGACGAGUGCAGUCGUUGAUUUCUCUAUCCGACCAUGGCAGAAAAUUGGACUUUGCAGGUUCCUCGCUUCUUCACAUCAUUUCCUCGUGGAUUGUGCCCUUUUAUGAAUCUAUUGCAUCCGCACGUUUAAAGGCCAAGAAAGCAAAGGUGGCCAAACCGCAUGGCCCCAGUCACGAUGAAGCAGUGCUAGGAGAACUGUUCCAAUUCGCAGUCGACCUGAUCACCUUGCAGCGAAAACAGCCAACUACAGAGGAAAUCGAACUGCUUCUCACAGAAACGUUCACCACCUGCAGGCGCACCAGUGUUGCAGCUGAUAUCAAGAACUCUUUAGCUGUGUUCGACGCAGUCAUCAUGUAUGCCGAUGUGCCUGAUGCAAGCUUUCCAACUCUUUUGGAAGUCCUUUGCAGCAUUCAUGCAUCAGUCAAAUCCCUUUCUGGGCCCACAUCGCGCGCAGUACGCAAUUUGGCUAAAUCACGGCGACAGGCGGAAAUGGUGAACACCCUCCAUCAAUUUCUUAGGGAUUCGUGCACUGUUGAACAAAGCCGAAAUUUGAAUGUUCUCCGCGGUACCCUUUACGUGUUUUCUGAUUUCAUCCGUGCAUACAACCAAGAGGGCAUGCCCCAGAUCCCCUUUGACCAACUGAUGGAGUCAUUAACGGUCAUUGCCCAGAAGGAUGAGAGCAAAGUGGAUACAGAUCUUUUGGACCUGUGUUUGAAUAUUCUAGAAGGAGACUAUCUUCGUAUAGCCUUAGAAUAUGAUUGGAUGACAUUCGCCAACCUUCUUAUAACGUGCUCUCGCAGGUUGGUUGACGAGUCAGCUCCUUCCCCGACUGGUUCCGCCGGCACCCAACCCAAACCAACCCACGACGAAACCAGAUCUUACAUUCUGGCAAAUCUCAUCCACAUCGCCUCUGUGCUUGAAUCGCAGUGGGAGCAACUUAACCGGGAGCAAAAACAGCAUACGGUCCGGUUCCUCAUGAAGAUCUACCAGCACAUCGAGCCUCCGCAGGCUGAACUCAUCAUCCAUUCCAUUCGAGAAGACCGACUUUGCUACCCUUCCGGGAACCCGAACUGGUCUCACCAUUGCCGCCAACUCGUCCAGCGUUUUGUUCAGUCUCGAGAUCAGCCACGAAAGCAAAGCUCUGACAUCCGCAUUUUGGCUUUGGACACGUUGAAAGAAGCUCUUUCUGGUCAUGAGGCUCGGCUCUUCGCGCCUGAGCACGGUCUUCUUGAACUUCUACUGCAAGAUUUCUCCGCCGAGCAUGAUCUUCUUUUCUUGGAGUCGCUGGUCUCUUUGUUAACGGACCCGGCGAUACAAUACAGCGACGAUGACACGUUCAAGCUUUUGGUCGAUACCAUUGGAGCACCGAUGCAGGUGGAUUCAGCCCGAGACGAAGCGCGCGAGCACCCACCUAGCCAGGGAUCCCAACGUCGAACAUCCACCACGAGUAUUUUGGAGUUGAGCUUAACAAACGUAUGUGCGGUGGGCCUUGUAAAGAUGAUGCUGCGUGCUUUGAACUUCUCCUCGUCCAAGGCUGUGAUGGUAUUUGCGGCACUCUUGGAUAUUGCUCAAUCACCGAGUCGACCAACAGACUCUCGCCUGACCGUUUUGAAGCUACUUUUCCGUCUGCGGUGCGACUCCAUCGGUUCAGUGACAGUCAUAUCCACCUCAGAAACUGAGUUCUUGAUGGAGGUGCUUGGUCGGAAUCUCGAUGGCGGCUCUAAGCUACAAGCCCCUAGCGACAGCCCCGCCAGCGAAGUUCCUCAUGAUAACACCCCUGUUUCACCUACCUCAAAGCUUCCAAUAAGGGAGCCUGCGUCAACAUCGGCGUCGAAGUCGGCUCCGGGACGUGGCUCUAUAUCAGCCCGCGGAUCAAAGCUGACGGCUCCUGUGUGGACAUAUGCGCAACCACAAGUGCUUCCCGAGCAACCACCUGGAGAGUCUAGUCCUGUCGUGUUUGCCUACGCCCACCAGCCUGGAUCCUCUCCCACCGAAUCAGCUCCCACAGAUACCAAGCUCCCUGAGGUGUUGAAGGUUAAAAUGUGGGUCGAAGUUGUGAUCACUUUGCUGCAACGAGAAGCAGAUUGGGAUGUAUACAGCUAUAUCCUUACUCAUCUCGGACCUCAGCUCGGCAACAAAGACUUCUUCCGGGAUGCCAUUCCUCAGAUCACGUUCCUUCGCAGCAUUUUGUGUGAUCAGGUGAAAAAUGGCACUUUCCACGAGCCCCCCGAGACUACCGGAUUGAAAAAGAGCGAUGUGGCCGCUUGUAUCUUCGAUGCGCUUUGCAUGCUCGUCAGCUAUCAUGAUCACUUUGCCAAAAGUGAAGAAGAUGACCUCGUCCGGGCAUUCAUGCAAGGUAUCAUCGGAUCGUGGGGCGGCACAUCCCGUGGGUGCAUUCAAGCGCUGUCGCUCUGCUGUCAUGAAAUUCCCCUGUCGGUCACGAAAUCGUUGAACAGUAUUCUUGACAGAAUGUCAAAGGUGAUCACCAUGUCCAACAUCGCGGUUCACAUCUUGGAGUUUUUAGCUUUGCUUGCACGGUUGCCCGAUGUUUAUGUCAAUCUGCGAGAGGAGGAGAUCCGCACUGUGUUCGGCAUCUGCAUUCGGUUUUUGCAGACCUCUCGGGAGCAGCGGUACAAAGCUUUUGAAUCUACUCUACGUGCCCCUCAACAACCUUCUCCAAGACCCAGCGCCGGGGCAAAGGAGAUUGCUUCCCAUGCAGCUGAAGCUAUGGAGUCCUCCCACGAUGGCAUGGGCAAGUACAUCUCCAAUCUGACCUACCAUGUCAUGGUCUUCUGGUUCUUGUCUCUGAAGCUACAGGAUCGACCUAAACACGUGAAUUGGAUCACCAGCAGGCUCAUAUAUCACGAUGAACAUGGCAAAGAAGUGGUGGAAGAACAAAGCCAAGUCUUCAUUGAUCUGAUGCAGCGAGUUGCUUAUUCGGAUCUAGGAGAUACCAUUCCAUUUGAAACCUUCCCCCCUUCCCCCGAGGAUGGUCCCGUUGUGAAGAAGUCCUGGGUCGUCGGCAUGAGCAUUGUCACCGUUGAGACUGCCGGGGUCUCUGGAAUAUCUCAGGUCACGAAGCGCCAGGCAUCGGGGACGACAUACUCUGUUUACCAACAGAGGACGGCCCCAGUGCUGCCGCAUCAAGUCCCUCCAACUCCAGAUGCUCACUUGCAUUCAGACUCUAUGCGAACGGCAGUCCUCCCGAGCCACAUCAUGCUCCAAUUGACUGCUACAGCCUUCCCUACGCCUACCGUCAUGCAGCCCAUUCCUGUCCCCGAAGACGAUAUCACCCGACGUGCGAUCAGCAGUUUCGACCGCACCGACAUUGUGGAUGGUCACCGCAUUGGCAUCGUCUAUGUUGACAAUGGCCAGACAAAAGAGGCCGAUAUCUUAGCCAAUACUGGUGGUUCCGCAGAUUAUGAGCACUUGCUAUCCGGGCUGGGAACUAAAGUGUCACUCCGGAACCCUCAGUUCAAUCCGCAGGGGUUGUACGCUGACACCGACGGAGAGAAUACUUAUGCUUGGCGAGAUCGUGUGACGGAGAUCGUGUAUCACGUUGCAACAAUGAUGCCCACAGACCUUGACCGUGACCCGGCCUGUGUCAAUAAAAAGCGAAACAUUGGCAACAACCAUGUCACUAUCGUGUUCAACCGAUCCAACUUGCCCUUCGACUUUGACACCAUCCCAUCCGAGUUCAACUCGGUCAACAUUGUCAUUACUCCGUCAUGUCGGAUUGCCUACGACGAAAAUGGCGAUGCCAAGGGCGAGACCAACCCGCAAAAGCUUUACUACAGCGUGCAGGUCCUGAGCAAGGCCGGAUUCCCUGACGUCUCACCAGCUGCGACUCCGAAGAUCAUUUCGGGCAAGAAUCUUGCAGCUUUCGUUCGCAUUCUGGCACUCAAUGCGUCUGUCUUCGCCCUUGUCUGGAACAACAAGGGUGGCGAGCAUACUUCGUCCUGGCGCACUCGUCUGCGGGAGAUCAAAAAAGUCCGCGAGCGUGCUCUCACGGCCCAGGCCCAGGGUGCGGAGGCCGCUGAGGGUGUUUACCCAGGUCUGCGACGGAAUACCAAAGCCAACAUUUUCUCAGAGGAGUUGCCGUCUCGCUCAUCUCAAGUGCAGACCGACUUCGCCGCCGAGUGGAAUGCUGCUGCGGACACGAAUAUUCUCCAGAAUCUGGAUUUCUCCCGCUGGGCUCGUUAA
Messenger RNA from Penicillium bovifimosum, 4740 nucleotides. Its product is annotated as putative GTPase activating protein (Tsc2). Lineage: Eukaryota; Fungi; Ascomycota; Eurotiomycetes; Eurotiales; Aspergillaceae. Gene Ontology annotation, biological process: negative regulation of TOR signaling; regulation of small GTPase mediated signal transduction; positive regulation of GTPase activity. The transcript has a single exon. Gene Ontology annotation, cellular component: TSC1-TSC2 complex; cytoplasm; nucleus. The coding region runs from base 1 to 4740 and encodes 1579 amino acids. Gene Ontology annotation, molecular function: GTPase activator activity. The record is from RefSeq and is a predicted model, not a curated record.